Molecule: messenger RNA, 10379 nt
Organism: Anopheles coustani
Lineage: Eukaryota; Metazoa; Arthropoda; Insecta; Diptera; Culicidae
Product: ankyrin repeat domain-containing protein 50
Exons: 9
Coding region: 1255-7980 (2241 amino acids)
Molecular function (GO): protein binding
Source: RefSeq, a predicted model, not a curated record
CGGAGUUCCUGUGUGUUUUUAGCAGGUGUGUGGUUAAAUAUCGUACAGUGUCGUGAUCUUCGUUUUGCCAUCGAUUACAACUUGAUUCAGUGAGUACCUGAUUGAUGGGUUUUCCAAUCAAACUCCCUUGCUGAGCGUGUUAGGAAAAGUUUGAAAAAAAAACGAUCCACUUCUCCCACCUGUGUUUGCGUGCGUGUGUGUGUUUCUGUGUGCUAAAAUAUACAAGUGCACUCGGAGCAGAAGUGUGUGCCGCAGUUUAUCGAGAAAGGAAACGGAAACGCAACAAAGCAAUUACGCUUGGGGACGGGUUCGCAAUAGGAAACACCGACAAAACGUGCCUCAGACGUUUCGAUCCGAUCUCGAUCCGGGCCGGGGAAGCUUCCACCAGACCGGAACCUCACCCGCCCAACGCGACACCCCCUUAGAAGGAACGUUUAACGCAUCUUGCACGGGUGCAGCACACGCCGGAAAGGCGCACAACGACCGAGCGUACCGGUACGAAAGGGCCGCCCCGUUAUAGAAGGACACAGCGAAAAGAGGGAGAACAAGACACACGGAAUAAGAUAUCGUCCACCAAAUUCACCGCCCAGCACACGAGGGGUGUCCAUGGCCCAUGCACCACCAUCUAUGGAUUGUCCCCACCGGAGGAGCAGGCGUCUCACGUAACCGCUAGAGUAGUAGAGCUGGGGGUGUUUCGCAGCCGCCGUCAGAAACCGUGUCGGCCACGGAUAUUCUCACAGACGGGUGGCGCGCCGCGAGUUUACCCUCAAAAAGCGCAUUCGGGGUCUCCGCCCUUCGCUCAAACGCCACCAACAUUGCUGCAAUAAGUGGGAUAGUGAGCGGGCGCGCUCUUUUAUGUAACAUCAACCCCCCGCACUCCCCCCCCGUCAACCCAACCCAAAAGGAAUCGGAUCGAACGUAUACCGUGUGUCGUUUGCCCUCCUUAGGCCGGAGGAGACGAGCGGGGUACAUAGUUUUAGCGAAACGGAACUCGGAUAGAGGAGAAGCUGCACGAUGUUUGCGAUGGAUCGAUGUCGCGAUGUAACCGGCCUGUCUGAGCGUCACGUGAAAUGAAGACUGACACCAACCGACCGUGGGUCAUAGCACAGUAAACUCUAGCCUAAGAAAAAAACGGAAAAGAAGCAACCGUCGGAACCGUCGCGCGAAUCAACGAAAAAGAACAGGAAGGGAUAUGGUAUUGAGCGCGGUUUCCGAAUAAGAACAGUCCCUUUGCCGUGUGCACCACGCUGGAAGAUGAAUACGGAUGACAUUUACGAGAAUCUACCGUGUCAUGCGGACGACGCACUGCUGCGAAACGGUAACCAACACCAUCGUGCAUCGGCGGCCGCCGGUGACGGUGGCGAAGGCCGGCUGCGUUCCUCGGUGGCAGGUGGCGAGGAAAAUGGGGCAGGCAAGGUACAGAACAACCUGGCGCUCAACAGUAAGGAUAUGUUGUACGCGACACCGUUGAAAAAAUCCGAACGUCCCGCGAAGGUUCUGAACAACGGUGCCGGUGGGACGCAGAACGGGAACGGUUGUUCCGGUGGAGGAGGAGUUCCCCCAUCUUCCGGUGACGCCGAUCGCGAUGCGAAGAUCAUCAACGCCGAGCUGGAGGAUAAACGCAUCCGAGACUUUCUGAAGGAUACGUCACAGAUGCACAAGAAAAUCGAGCUCCACAAAACGUACCAAAGUUCGAACUUUUCCUAUCUCGCGCGAAAGGAACACUUUGCCGAUUUAGUGCAGCGGAAUGUGAACAACAAUGGGGGUAGUGGUAGUGGAGCUGUUUCGGUUGGUGACCAACAAGGAGAUGACCCCGGUGGAGGGGCAAGGGACAUAUCGCUGAUGGGGGCAGGUAGUGCCGGGGGAGGUAGUGGAUACAAGACGCUCGCUAGCGAGGAGGAGGACAACAAUCUCGAUGUGGAUAUAAACGAAUCGCUCAACGAGCUCGAGGCUAGGUGUAACGAAAAGCUUGAGAUGCUGACAAACCUCAAUAGGGGCCGGGGACUCCCUGGAAGUGCCACCGUCGAGCAGCGCUCGCAGGAGGACAACGAGCAGCAGGUGGCGGAUGAUGGUAUGGUGGAGGUAGGCGCCGGCGUCGUACCGAAACCCUCGGCACCUCCACUGUCUGCGGUGCAGACGGAACGGGGCGUGAAGCGGGGUGGCGCCUUUGGAAACGAUCUUGGUGGUGGUGGCGGAGGAACCAACGAAACGGCCAUCAUCAGUGCUCAUCUGAACCGGGAAUGGGUGUUGAAGAAGAUCGCUAUGUGUCUCGAGCAGAGGAUCGCGAAAAAACCCGUUCCUCCGGUACCGCCGAAUGGUGGAGCAGGGUUGGCUUCCGAAGGAGGCACAACGUCCACUCCAACGGUCCCGGGUCCGGGUGGUUUCUUCGCCCGGCAGGCAAGUGGUGGGGGCGGUACUGUGGCUGGAAUUCCUCCGGACGGCUCCGGCGCCACAGCAGGUCAUCGGGGAGGAGAGAAUGGACCACCCUCGUUGGGGUAUCUGGUGCUCGGCUCAAACGGCUCGGGCAAGACAUCGAUCUGCAAUGACAUCAUCGAGGGUACGUCGGGCACGAAGGGUAUGCUGAAUCGGCGUCUGCUGGCGUGCUACUUCGUUAACUCGCAGAAUCCCGAGUGUCACAGUUUGAGCAUGUUCAUCCGCAGCAUCAUUCUGCAGAUACUGAGCCACUCGAGCUUUGUAACACAGGACACUCGCAUGGGACAGGAAUUGGCAAACCUCUCCGGAGCGGGUUCCGUCGAACCGAACGAAGAAGUGCUAGUGAACACAAGCAACGACUGUCUACCGGAGGCGGAUCAGCAGCAACUGCUCAAGGUUACGGAAGAGGGAGGCGAGUCGAAAAGUGCAGCCGCCAGCGCACCGAAUCACAAGCUGCAAGCGGACGGCCACCCGUCCGAAGCGGUCGACAACGAGCUGGAGGAAGCAAUACGAACCGAAAUGAAAAUCAACGAACGUGUGGCGGAACUUUGUUCCGGUUCGGGUGGUCGUAAGAAAGUUUCCCGCCAACAAUCGGAACCGGUGGAAAGUUUGAGUAGGGAUCGGGAACAUCCGGCCUAUCCGUACAAAACGCACCCACCACCGGUGGCGAAAAGUGGUGGCACGGAACCCUCCACGGAAGCGGACGGUGAUGAGAGGGAGGAAAAAUCCACCAUGAGCCCCGGGAGGCCGGCGAAAGUUUCGAAGAUUCCGAUUGCCAUCGGAAGUACAAUUCGAAGCCCGAAGAAGGUGCUGUCCCCGAGUGGAGAGAAGCAAGGGGACGAGGAGCGGGAUAAAGGGAACCAGCCAAGAAAAGAUAACGAGGAAGAAACCAUUCUCGAAGGGGGUGGUGAAGCAAUCGCCGAAGGGGACAUGAGUGACAUCAAGCUGGAAGACGAAGAAGCGGAAGGUGAAACGAAAGAACCCGUGACUGAACCGCGGAAGGUGGUAACGGAAGCAGGGGGGUGCUCUAGGGAGGAAGCCACGGAGACGAGGAAAUCAUCGCGACCGGUUGAGAAACCGAUGGAAACGAGUAUCCCGCCACCGCUACCAAAGUCGAAAAACUGCCGGCAGGUGAUCGCGGACGGGUACUACGAGAUGUUGCUCAGCAAUCCGGACAUUUUCGAGUCACUCACCGUGGACAGCAUCGAGAAGAAUCCGGACGAUUGCUUUAAGAAAGCGAUCCUGUUUCCGCUGCUCGAACUGUGCCCCCCGAAGAGCGCUCUGCUACUGCUGAUCGAUUCGAUCGACGAGAACUACAUCCAGGACGGGAACCUUAUCUCGACGCUGAAGGGCAAGCAGGCGACAAAGAGCCGAAACAUUGCGGAACUGCUGUCGAACCACAUCCAUCUGAUGCCGAAGUGGUUGUUUAUGGUGUGUACGGCAAAGAAGCAGAAUAAAAACAUCACCAAACUGUUCACCGGGUUCAAGAAGCUCACGCUGGACGAUCUGCGCAAGUCGCACGUGGUGAAGGACGUGCAGCAGUAUAUCAUCAACCGGCUGAACACGGACUUCCGGGGGAUUAAUCUGACCAAAGACAUCAUCGAGAGCCUGAACCAGCUGUACAUCAAGUCGAACGGUUGCCUGUUGUAUCUGUACAAGGUGCUGAAUGGGAUCCGGGAGAACUUUUUUACCUUUCGCGAGAUCAAGCUAAUCCCGUGCACGCUGAACGGGCUGUACCUGUACAUCUGCCAGAAGUCCUUCAACAAGAAGCAAUACAACAAGAUACGCCCGAUCCUGAACGUGCUGCUGGUGUGCAAUAGCUACGUGGACAAGUACUUUAUCUACAACUGCCUCCGGACGCACAAUUACACGCUGGAGAUGGAAGACUUCGAGCGACGGCUGGAGCUGAUGCGCAACAUCGUCGAGUACAGCCCGACGAACCCGUGCGCCCUGCGCAUCUUCCACAAUUCCUUCUGCGAUUGGCUGAUCGACGUGAAGUUCAGCACGAAGAAGUUCCUCUGCGAUCUCAACGAGGGCCACGUGAUGGUAUCGAUGUACUACACGGUCGUGGCCGAUCAGAUUUGCCCGAACAAACUGCGGCUCUAUCUGUACCACCUGAUCAAGACGGGCGAGUACCUGACGAGCCGGAAUGUCGAUCUCGAUCUGUUGCUGAUACUGCUCGAAACGAAAUCAAACCUGGCCGACUGCUUCUACACCAACCUGCUAAAUUGCUGUGCAAUGUGCGAGGACGAGUGCCGGAACGACAUCAAUCUGUCCGUGCGCACCAAGUACAUGCUGGAGCGGUUCCUGAACGGUCAGCUGAGCGAUGAUUUUAUGAUCUUCCUGAGUGACUUCUUCAAACCGAACCUUCCGACCGACUGUAAGGUGCUGAAACUGCUGAUUGAGACCGGCAUCAACAACGCCGAUACGGCUCUUUCGUGUGAAUCGUCCGCGAUCAACUCGCCAGUACUGUCCGAUCGCUCGCAGAACAUCGACUCGGAGCUAGCGGAACUGUUAAUCUCGAGCGAGAAAAGUUGCCAACAGGAGCUGCAGAAGUCGAUCAAUAUUGAGCUCGAGUGCAACGGGACCCUGGCCGGGAGCAGUAGCGUCGGUGGAGGUAUGAUCGAUGUCGCCAUGCUGGGUGGUGCUGUGGGACGGGAUGGUGCUUCGGGUGCAUCGGGACUGGCGCGUCAUCGGUACAGUGCGGGACCAUCGCUGACCGGUGGUGACGGAGGGAGCAGUGCGCUCGGGGACUCCAAGUCGGACAUACAGAACGAUCGGGUCGGAAGUGGCGUGCAGUGCGACAUCUUCGAAGGGGAGAUGCAUAAGGGUAAGGCGCUGAUACACAUUCUGGCGAACGAAGGAAACCACACGCUGCUGGAACGGGCAUUAAAUGCUUGCAAGGAUCCAAUUGACCUGGAAAUAGAAGAUCUCAAUGGGCAAACAGCCCUCAAUAUCGCCGCACGCAAUGGACAUCAGGAAAUUGUGAAGCUACUGCUAACGUACAAGCAACCACUGAGGGACGGUACUGGCCGGUAUCGAAUGAUUGACGUGAACCAUGCCGAUCGGGACGGUUGGACUCCGCUACGGUCGGCUUCGUGGGGUGGUCAUACGGAGGUUGUAAAACUGCUCAUCGAAACCGGCGUCUGUGCCAUUGACCGUGCCGACAAGGAGGGACGCACGGCCCUACGUGCAGCGGCUUGGAGUGGCAACGAGGACAUUGUGAAGAUACUGAUUGAAGCCGGUGCCAAUGUGAACUCGAUCGAUAAGCAGGGACGCACAUCGUUGAUCGCUGCCUCCUACAUGGGCCACUAUGACAUCGUGGAGAUUCUGCUGGAGAACGGUGCGGACGUCAACCAUACCGAUCUGGACGGACGAAAUGCGCUGUGUGUUGCGGCGUUGUGUGGCAGUUCCGGGUACAGCAGGGUCAUUUCGACGCUGCUAGAGUACGGUGCCAACACGGACCAGACGGAUAACGAGGGGAUGUCUCCGCUAUUGGUCAGCUCGUUCGAGGGAAACUCAGAAAUCUGUGAGCUGCUGCUCGAAAACGGGGCCGAUCCGGAUAUGGCCGACAACAUGGGACGGACGCCGCUGUGGGCCGCCUGUACCUCGGGCCAUGCGAACGUAGUAAAAUUGUUGCUCUUCUGGGGGUGUGGAAUAGACUGUAUGGACUCGGAAGGACGCACCGUGCUGAGUGUGGCGGCCGCACAGGGUAACCUGGAAACGGUCCGCCAGCUGCUGGAUCGGGGUUUAGAUGAAACACACCGAGAUAAUGCGGGCUGGACACCGCUGCACUAUGCGGCGUUCGAGGGUUAUGCGGACAUUUGUGUGCAGCUGCUGGAAUCGGGCGCGAAAAUUGACGAGUGCGACAACGAGGGCAAGGCUGCGCUUCACUUGGCCGCCCAGGAGGGACACAAUGCGGUGAUGGAAGCGAUUCUUAACAUUCAUCGGCCGUGCAUCGAUCAGCGGGCGCACGAUGGCAAGACCGCUUUCCGGCUGGCGUGCCUGGAGGAACACUUCGAGUGUAUCCAGACGCUGCUGAAAUACGGGUGUGACAUCAACUCGAAGGACGCGGACUCGCGUACAACGCUGUACAUUCUGGCGCUGGAGAACAAGCUGAAAGCGGUCAAGUUCCUGCUCGAAUACUCCAAUGCGGACGUGAACAUUCCGGAUAGCGAGGGAAGAACGGCACUGCAUGUUGCCGCGUGGCAGGGCCAUGCGGAGAUGGUGAAACUGUUGAUCACUUUGGGCAAUGCCGAUGUGAAUGCGAUGGAUUUGGAAUCGAGAACACCUCUGCAUUCCUGUGCCUGGCAGGGUAACCACGAGGUGAUGCAGCUGCUACUUUACUACGGUGCUGUUCCGGAUCACGCCUGCAAGCAAGGCGCAACGGCGCUAGGAAUUUCUGCCCAGGAGGGACACGAGAAGUGCGUCAGUUAUCUGCUAAAGUACGGAGCUAACCCGUACAAAUCGGAUCACUGCGGGCGGACGCCGAUCAAGUUGGCAGCGAAAUCGAAUCGCAACAAUGUGCUGCGGAUUUUGGAGAACUUUACAAAGAAUGAUUUAGACUGCGGCAAGAUGAUACAUCCUCACUUGAAUCUUAAAUCACCGGACGAACUUCCACCGUGCAGUUCGAUACACAACCCUUCGCCGUCGUCCGGUUACCCGAACAAUCCAAGCUUGCUCAUGCCCACGGGGGGCGGUGGUGGGCCCAUACUGAAUGCGUCCUCAACCAACUCCAACACGACCAGCUCGACCACGCAAAAUAAUAAUAACUUUUACGAAAACACGAUGCACUCCGACACGAGUAGCCUACAGAAGCGUAAGAGUGUCAUCUCUAGUCAAUCGACCGGUAGCAGUAACGAGCAGGCACCGAUGUCGUUCACGCAGCAACUGCAAAAACAUUCACGCCAUCAUAACUCCAAGUCGCAUCACAUUGUCCAGCAGCAGCAUCAGCCGCAUCAUCAACAGCAGGCGUCGGUUGCCAAGUUUGGUAGCAAAAAACAUUCCCAGGUACUGCCGAACGUCGAGGAGUACCAAGCGAACAUAGCAUCUAACAUUCGCAUGAACCCCAACGAUGCUGACCUGUUCGAUCUGGGCUGCAUGUCACCGUUGUACGCCACGCCUCCGCACUCGCCCAGCAGCGAAAUCAGUUCGCCUGGGCAAAACCAACCACCCUCGUCGCUGGCCCUGCUCGGCAAGCAGUUCGAGGAGAUGAACAUUAGUCUCUCGAACAACAGUACGAUUAUGAACCCGCACGAUAAUCAUUUCGCCCGGGACACCCACAUGCGCAUCAUUCUGGGCAACAAUCAGAAGGAAGGCCAACAGCAAUCCGGUUCGGGAGCUGCUGGCGGUGGAGGUAAAUCAUCGAAACGCAGUGGAAUUGCAACAAAUCCGGCCAUGCGUUUGAUUCGCAACCGGAUCGAUUCGGCGGCCCAGCUGAUCCGACGCACCAACAACAUGCUCUCGAGUGGCGGCAACAAUCAGGGCUCGUCCAGCAUUGGCGUCAAGUCGGGGACGUUCCAGUGGCGCAAGGAAAGUCAAAUGUAAUACUUCGGCGGCUGGACAAGGGAAAAACAAACAGGGAUAAAAAAACACAGGAAGAUUUCUACGCACUUCGACGAGAUUAUUCAUCAAUUUGAAGAAGAAAGGUGUUACCCGACAGCGUGAGAGGCAUGACCGACGGACACUUCGUAUGCCGUCAAAGGACUUUUUGGACAGUAGUAUCUUUCACGCUGAAGAGAGAGCCUAACGAUGGGAAGAUUUAACAAAAUCAUGACACAAUUUACGAGCUGUAUCCAACGAUUGAAAGCAUCCACUGGACCUGGGUAUCCCUUCUUCUCAAGGGGUCCGCAACGGGUCGAUGGUGUGUACCUAACUGGGUCAGUAUGUGAUGAUAGUGUGGCAUUUAUUAUUAACAAAAACAAAGCGGACACGCGCCAUUAUUGUGAACACACCCAAUAUAUGGUAACUAUAUAAAUAAAUGUAAGAGUUUAUUAUCGCCGGUUGUAGAAUUCAGGAACACAAAACACUCUGCAAGGAGAUCAGUUGAAAUGAAGCAAAAUGAAACGGGAGGACAAAAAGCAAUGCAAAGAAAUGUAUCGAUUUCAUCCGAUGGCUUCCUCGAUGCAAGAAGUUGCCUGGACAACGUGUAUCGACAUGCGUGAGAGUGUGUGUGUGCGUGUGUGUGUGCUAUUCUCAGUAGCCGGGGUGUUGGUUUGUGUUGCACACUAGAGCAGAAUAACCGCGGAAACGCGAAUUUCCGAUAUCUAUUUCAUAUUUUUCGUAAACGGAAAUGUAGUAAUUUUGGGGUUGGGAACACGUUUUCCUGAUCAUGUGAAUAUUUUUACACAGCAGUAGGUUAUUUUUUAAAUGUCCGUUUAUGAAGAUGCUCUGUAAAGUUUUUUUUACACGAGUUCAACCACCUGUGGCUUUGUUUUCGAAGACUUUCUUUGGUUUUAGGAAAACAGCGCACUAAACAAGAGUAUUGUUUUGCUUUGACAAUCUGGUUUAGUUUUCUUACGAAUCUGCCUAGUAGUUCCGAUAUUUUGUGUACACCUCCUUUUUGUAACGUAUCCUACACACGCCAGGGAUAGUAGAUAAAUGAAUGGCCUUGAAUGAGAUAUGUGUCGCUGGUUUAUUUUCAUAAAAUCCUCUCAAUCUCAAGCACGGUUGUUAUUUACCGCCCCCUCAGUGAAUGGCCAGUGCGGUCCCAGGUAUAGAAGAUGGAUUGCAUCAGCUAAGCAUCAACGGGUACUGAAUCAAUCUAUUAUAUCAGCGUCCCGAAAAGUUUGCAAAUCACCGAACGAAAGAACUAGAAACCCAAAACCACAAAGAAAAAAUUACAAAUUAUAGUAGUAAGUCUUACGCGUCACUUGACGCGCCGUAGUGUGCACGCAAUGAAACAUCCGCACGAUUAAAAAAUUCACCGUUGCCAGUAGGUUUAAUGUCGCGAAAGAUGUGUACCCGGUUCCGAUGCGAACACGGACAACCUGAAAUCCUCCCAAUUACAAUCAGGUUUACAUGAAACAAGCGUUGGUCAAGUCGAUAGUUAUACGCAAUGAUACAGGACGUAAUGAGAUAAUGGGUGGGAAUGUUUGAUGAGAGGACGACCGUGUACAUCCUUAAUUUGAACACGUGUUGGCGUGUUGUAAGUGGGGCAUUAUUUGGGAAUGCACAAACAAUCGUCGUACAACGCCGAACAAAGCUCAAUGUCGAAGAGGGUUUACUCAAAGAAGUAUCGUGUAGCAGGGGGGAAACGGCGAAAGGACAGUAAAUACUUAUUCAUUCUAGUCGAGAAUUAUUUCAAACGAAACCCGGAAUGCCAAUUCCGCACGAAACCGACACAGGUGUCUUCACAAUGCUCUGGAAACCUAGUUUUUCUUCCAGUGGUUUCGGUUUUCUCACCUGUUGUCGUUUUUCCUCUAUUUUAAGGAUGUGCAGACAUCGGGAAUGGAAACCUACAACAUCAUGGCUUUUGAGUGCCUUUCGAUGCCGUGAUGUUGAGGAAUGGUCGUGGCCAAACGGGGGCCCCCAGUGUGAUUUAACCGGGAAAAGACGCGGUAUGUUGCCGCGUGGCGUUGAGGUGUGAAAAGAUGAGAAGCAAUGAUUUUUAAACAUCCUCUUCCGGUGUUUGUGUGUCGUACUGUACUAGCCAUAUAUUAUUUAUUAUUCAUCCGUUUCGUUCGUAAGUACGUCUAGGAGCGAGACUUUGUUUUGUUUUAAUUCCUUUCUCGGUUACCUGCCCCCUUCCGCCGUACUGGUGUGCAAAGUUGAGUGUGAAGAGAGGUAGAACGCGGAAGACGUUCGGUAAGCAACACUAUAGUUAUAGUAAUAAAACGUGAAUAAUUCCUUUUAUUUCAAUGUAAUUGACAGUGAAUCUAUAAAGAAGAGAUAGUAGUGUAAAACGAAUAAAACUUGAUACAACUGAAGUAGAAACUGCUGAAUGU